AUGAUAAGGAAGAAAGAUGAAUUUUCUAUAGAUUAUCAUCAACAUACACCUUCAUCCAAGAAAAAAGGCAUCAUUAGAAGUUGUCGAAAAUGUGGCAAUGGAGAUGAACAUGGAAAUAUAUGCGGCAGUAUAGAUAGAAUUAACAAUGAAAGCACAUUUAAAAGGGGGUCAUGGACUGCUGAGGAGGAUGCUUUAUUAAUCGACUACGUCAAAAAACAUGGAGAAAGACAUUGGAAUUGUGUGCAAAAUACAGGAUUAAUAAGAUGUGGAAAAAGUUGUCGACUUAGAUGGACAAAUCAUUUACGUCCAGAUCUAAAAAAGGGUGCAUUCUCCCCUGAGGAAGAAAGAAUUGUUCUCGAACUACAUGCUAAGCUUGGUAAUAAAUGGUCAAAAAUUGCAGCUGAGCUACCGGGAAUAACAGACAACGAGGUGAAGAAUUUUUGGAACACAAAAAUCAAAAGGAGGAUCAAAGCUGAAGCAUCAAUAUUAAAUUCAGAAGUAAACAACCUCAAACAAAUUGGAAAUUUUGGUAAUCAUUUUCAACAUCGAAAGAAUCCACAAAAUCAUAUUUAUCAAGAAUUGUCAAUUUCAAUACCUAGUACUUCAUUUUCUUCACAUUCUUCUACUUCUCCUUUCUCAACCCCAACAUCAUAUCCAGUGUCAGAUAUUUUAUCUAAUUCGGGUUACAAUAUCAUAAACUCUAUUGGAAUUAAUGAUCCAAUUUCGACUUUUCUCACUAAUCCAGCUUAUAAAUCCGAACUUAUGCUUGAAAAUGAAGCAACACAAUAUGAUGCUAGCAAUUUUGAUACAACUUUACCCGUUAUUCCUAAAUUUUCAUUAACACCUAAUUCCAACAUUACAUCUAUCACCAACCGCGGUCACAGAAAUAAUUAUUUUGAUGCGUCAAAUAGUAUGUUCACUGAAAACUUUGUUGACGAUGGUAUGUUAAGAAGCAAUAGAACAUCACUUCCUUUACAUCAAAUGAUUCAGAAGGAAAACUUACUUGCAACAUUUCCUUCAAGUGUUGUUGGUUCUUAUACAAAUAAUAGAUUCAAUAACUUGCACACCUCAUGGUCAAUUGGGAUCAACUCAACAGAACAAAAUUCAUCAAUUAUCAAUGAAGAGAAAUUAAAUAUAUACAAUGAUCCAAAUGGAAAUGAUAGAGUAAUGACCAUGAUUUCGCUGGAUAACAAUGUGGAUGAUUCGAGGAUAUUGGAUGAACACAAUUCUAAUUUAUUCUCAAUUGGGAUGAAGGACUCUAAUAAGGAGCAACAUGAGGAAAUGAUAUCCAUGGAUGAUGAUCUUUCAAGCUUGCUAUAUGAUUUUUCAGUUACUAAUUCACCUCUCCUUUGA
This is a messenger RNA of Chenopodium quinoa (quinoa), 1353 nucleotides long. RefSeq names its product transcription factor MYB35-like. Lineage: Eukaryota; Viridiplantae; Streptophyta; Magnoliopsida; Caryophyllales; Amaranthaceae. The coding region runs from base 1 to 1353 and encodes 450 amino acids. The transcript has 3 exons. The record is from RefSeq and is a predicted model, not a curated record.